Daucus carota subsp. sativus is the source of this 1550-nucleotide messenger RNA. RefSeq names its product S-adenosylmethionine synthase 5. The transcript has 2 exons. Gene Ontology annotation, biological process: S-adenosylmethionine biosynthetic process. Gene Ontology annotation, cellular component: cytosol. NCBI's taxonomy places the organism in Eukaryota, Viridiplantae, Streptophyta, Magnoliopsida, Apiales, Apiaceae. The coding region runs from base 221 to 1408 and encodes 395 amino acids. The record is from RefSeq and is a predicted model, not a curated record. Gene Ontology annotation, molecular function: methionine adenosyltransferase activity; ATP binding.
ACACACAGCAGACAAGGAAUCCCCUGACUGGCAUAACCGGUAGCCGGUCAUCUUUUGAGCACCUCAUCCGUUAAACCUCUAUAAAUACAACGCCAAUCUCCCCAACUUCUUCGUCGCUCGUCGGUGAUCUAAUUCGACUAAUAGCUAAGAGAGAUUUUUCAGAUCUGUCGCCAAUACUUCCUCUCUCAAUCCGUCGCCAAAUCUCUCUCAGCUUUACAGAAUGGCAUUAGAGACCUUCCUAUUUACCUCCGAGUCUGUUAACGAGGGUCACCCAGACAAGCUCUGUGAUCAGAUCUCUGACGCGGUGCUGGAUGCCUGCCUAGCUCAAGAUCCCGACAGCAAGGUUGCAUGUGAGACAUGCACCAAGACCAACAUGGUCAUGGUUUUUGGGGAGAUUACUACCAAGGCUGAUGUGGACUACGAGAAGAUUGUUCGCGAGACAUGCCGUAACAUUGGAUUUGUUUCUGCUGAUGUUGGUCUUGAUGCUGACAACUGCAAGGUUCUUGUUAACAUUGAGCAACAGAGCCCUGAUAUUGCCCAGGGUGUCCAUGGUCAUCUUACUAAGCGCCCGGAGGAUAUUGGCGCAGGUGACCAGGGCCAUAUGUUUGGCUAUGCCACUGACGAGACCCCUGAGCUUAUGCCUCUGAGCCAUGUUCUUGCAACCAAACUUGGCGCUCGCCUUACUGAUGUCCGCAAGAAUGGUACAUGCGCGUGGUUGAGACCUGAUGGCAAGACCCAGGUCACUGUUGAGUACCUAAAUGAGAAUGGUGCCAUGGUUCCAACCCGUGUUCACACUGUCCUCAUUUCCACCCAGCACGACGAGACUGUUACCAACGAUGAGAUUGCUGCUGACCUCAAAGAGCAUGUAAUCAAGCCCGUCAUCCCAGAGAAGUAUCUUGAUGAGAAGACCAUCUUUCACCUCAACCCUUCAGGCCGCUUUGUAAUUGGAGGCCCCCAUGGUGAUGCUGGUCUAACAGGUCGCAAGAUCAUUAUCGACACUUAUGGUGGCUGGGGAGCUCACGGUGGUGGUGCUUUCUCCGGAAAGGACCCCACAAAGGUGGACAGAAGUGGUGCAUAUAUUGUCAGGCAAGCUGCCAAGAGCAUUGUAGCCAAUGGACUUGCUCGUAGGUGCAUUGUGCAGGUAUCUUAUGCUAUUGGUGUUCCAGAGCCUCUGUCAGUCUUCGUCGACACCUAUGGAACUGGAAAAAUCCCCGACAGGGAAAUCCUAAAGAUCGUAAAGGAAACCUUCGACUUCAGGCCCGGAAUGAUCUCCAUCAAUCUUGAUCUGAAAAGAGGAGGCAAUGGUAGGUUCUUGAAGACCGCGGCCUAUGGGCAUUUCGGAAGGGAUGACCCAGACUUCACCUGGGAGGUUGUCAAGCCCCUCAAGUGGGAUAAGCCUCAGGCUUAAAUUUGUUUUAUGUUUUGCAUCUUGCUCCUGCAUUGCAGUGGUUUUUUAUUGUAACAAUGAAUAACUUGUAUUUCUCCUUUUGAACGUUUGUUCUAUUAUCAUCAUAUAUCCAACAAAAUACCCCAAAGUUUGUUUUGCUUCA